AUGUCAGCUUCACCGUUAAGGCUACUCUUGAAGGGUGGAGGAAACAACAAAUGUGGUCCCUGUUGAAGGGUCUCCUUGGAUGCAGGUCGUGUUCCAAUUGCAGGACAAUAAGGUGCUGCUGUGAAGGUGCUGUCAUUAGAAGCAUCCUACUCACUACUGCAUCCUGCGUCUUAUGCAUUUUAUUUUACACUGACGUGCCAAUUAUGUACUUUUAAAAAAAGACUGCCUGUCUGCAAUCAUCUGCAUGACCCGUAUCUGCCCACGCUUUCAUUUGGAACCCCGAAGUGUGCCUCUAACUACAAAGAGUUGUGACUGUUUCUCACGCCUUCUUGCAAGGAGAGGUCAGCAUUAAUAUAACAACGCUUAGCCUCUUUUGCCAAAAAAUCAUUCAAUGCAAAAAAAUCGGCAUUUGCUCUUGCGGAAAUCCAAAGCAGAUCCAGGGCCCGGAGUCUGCGUUGGCGACUGAAAACCUGGAUUUUGGAUCUCUGCGGCUUGAAGGAUCAGUUUGUGCGGCUCCAUCCCGUUCUGGGGGAAAAAAACCCACUUCCAGGAUUUUUCUCGGAGCUACUGAGAUGGGCAAAGAAAGAGAGGAUUUCCUUCCUGCGUUUCACCAAUGACAGCCCCCAGCUAUGAAAAACCAUUGCAAGGCGCUCAUUAUUAAUUUUCCAAUGCAAAAGCCAGUCUGCGUAAGGAAAAGGCUGCAGUAACGGAGAUAAGGCGCAGGUGGACACUUGUGGCUGUAUAUUUGCUUUGGAAAGAAAAGCACUGACAUUGGAUUGCCAUGGCUGCUGUGGAUAGCUUCUCCCUCCUACUCAGAGAGAUUGGACGGUCCUGCAAUUGUUACAUGGAGACGCUGGCUCUAAUUGGAGCCCUUUAUACAGCCAAGAUGGGCUUCACUUUAAUGAACGAUACGUAUACCCUGAUCAGGUUGCAUUUCAUUCCAAGGUUGGUUAAAAGGGCUGAUCUCGUCAAGCUGUAUGGAAAAUGGGCUGUUGUCACAGGUGGUACUUCAGGGAUUGGCAAGUAUUAUGCUAAAGAACUGGCAAGCCGCAAAGUUAAUAUUAUCCUAAUUAGCCGGAACCAGGAGAAGCUGGAGGCCCUUGCCCAGGAGAUAGUGAACACCUACAAGGUUGAGACUGCCAUCAUCGUGACGGACUUCAGCAAAGGCAGCGAGAUCUACCCUUCCAUCGAGCGAGCCUUGGCGGGCAAAGAGAUCGGCAUCUUGGUGAACAACGUCGGCGUGUUCUACACUCACCCAGACUAUUUCACCAGUCUUACCCAGGAUAAAAUUUGGGAGCUCAUCAAUGUCAAUAUCGGGGCAGCCAAUAUGAUGGUGCAUAUGGUGUUGCCGGGGAUGGUGCAGAGAAAGAAGGGGGCAAUUGUGAACAUUUCCUCGAUGUCUUGCUGCCAGCCGACCCCUCUGAUGACGGCCUAUUCAGCCUCGAAGGCAUACCUGGACCAUUUCAGCCGAGCGCUUCAUUAUGAAUACGCUCCCCAAGGCAUCUUUGUCCAGAGCUUAAUUCCAUUCUUCAUCUCCACCAAUUUGACAACAUAUAGCAGACAUCUCAGCAAAAAGAGUUUCUUAGUGCCUUCCGCUGAAGAGUAUGCGCGUCACGCUGUGACCACUCUUGGGAUCUCCAGAAGGACCACUGGCUACUGGCUGCAUACAAUCCAGUUUCUUUUGGGACAGUACCUACCAGAAUGGCUUUGGGCCUGGGGAACAUACCGAAUGAACAACUCCUUGCGCCUGGAAGCUACUUUGCAAAGACCGCAUUAAGAACAUAACCUGGAGGAUAGGCAAUGUCUGGAAGCCUGCUCUGACUGUUGAUCCGGAAACCCAGUCUCUGAGUGGGCUUCUCUCUCUGCUACUCAAGGAAUGAUAUCUGUCGUGAAGGCUUCAAAAGUCUGUCAGUCCUGCUUGUAGUCGUGCUUUUAGGACCCACGGAAAUUGAACAGGGAAAGGGUUAAGAAACCUGUUUAGAUCAGGCAGUCGGUUUUCAUAAUAUGCUAAGUGGGUCUUGCCUUAGUAGGCUCUAAAGUGAAGGAAUACUUUGGAAGCUAGGUGAAGGAAAAUGGAAAAUGCUGCUACAGGGACUGUUCCUGUGGGAACUGCAGUCUGCGUAGAGUUGUGCUCUGAGAAGACUGGCAAAAUUCUGUCAAAAAUUUUAAACGUGGUGUGUGAUAGAUUGCUUCGUUGGUGUCCUCUUUCUGUAGAAAUCCUCACAUUUUAACUGUGGUGGUGGAUGUUGUGUUACAAAAACAUUUGAAGCCAUUUUUGAAAUUGGGAAGGAAUGUAUUUUUGGUUUGUGUGGUGAAAUUGUCUUUUCAGUGAAUUGCUUGAGUGGUCUGCCGGUGUCACCAUGCUGUGUGUUUUGUAAUAUCAGGAUGACAGAGCUGAGCAGCUUCACGUGAAAACGAUUCAUUUUUCCAUAUCAGGAUUCCUAUUUGUCUGUCUAGGAAAAAAAUCGGUUAAUCGUCUUUGAUGCGUCUCUGAACUUGUGGUUUGUGCAAACCGUGUUGAAGUGCUGAAAUAUUGAACUGUCACGUUGAAUGUA
Sphaerodactylus townsendi is the source of this 2555-nucleotide messenger RNA. RefSeq names its product hydroxysteroid dehydrogenase like 1 (gene HSDL1). The record is from RefSeq and is a predicted model, not a curated record. The coding region runs from base 782 to 1777 and encodes 331 amino acids. NCBI's taxonomy places the organism in Eukaryota, Metazoa, Chordata, Lepidosauria, Squamata, Sphaerodactylidae. The transcript is spliced from 6 exons. Gene Ontology annotation, molecular function: oxidoreductase activity.